Messenger RNA from Fragaria vesca subsp. vesca, 1565 nucleotides. RefSeq names its product lupus La protein homolog A-like. Gene Ontology annotation, cellular component: nucleus. Gene Ontology annotation, molecular function: mRNA binding. The coding region runs from base 50 to 1369 and encodes 439 amino acids. Gene Ontology annotation, biological process: RNA processing. The transcript has 9 exons. Lineage: Eukaryota; Viridiplantae; Streptophyta; Magnoliopsida; Rosales; Rosaceae. The record is from RefSeq and is a predicted model, not a curated record.
CCCUCUUCCUCCUAAAACCCUAGUCUCUGCUCUCUCAGUCACAACAACAAUGGCUUCCCUCAACGAAGAAACCGCCAAGAAAGUUCUUCGCCAGGUUGAGUUCUACUUCAGCGAUAGCAAUCUCCCCAGAGACGAGUUUCUGAAGAAAUCGAUAAGCGAAAGCGAGGACGGGAUGAUCAGCUUGGCGUUGAUAUGCUCGUUCAGUCGGAUGAGAGGUCAUCUUGGUUUGGGGGAUUUGAAGGCCGACGCUAUUCCUGAAGAUAGCGUUAAAGCUGUUGCUGAGACUCUGAGGAAAUCCACCACUCUCAAGAUUUCCGAAGACGGGGAAAAGGUUGGUAGGGCUACCGAAAUCCUGAAGCCCGAGGAGGUUAUCGAGCAAGUAGAUAUUAGGACAGUAGCCACUGCACCGCUUGAGUUUGAUGUGAAGCUUGAGGAUGUUGAAACAUUUUUCGGACAAUUCGGCAAGGUUAACAGCGUGAGGCUGCCUCGUCAUGUUGCAGAUAAAAAGUUGUUCUGUGGGACUGCUUUGGUUGAGUUUUCAACAGAGGAAGAUGCCAAUAAGAUUCUCACCGAAACUUUGAACUAUGGAGGUGUUCAGUUGGAACUAAAACCAAAGAAGGAAUUUGACACUGAAAGAGCAAAAGAGACAGAAGAAUAUGAGAAGACUCGACCACUCACAAAUUCAAAUCGCAAGAAUAACGCAAAGCCAGAGGAAGACUACCCUAAAGGCUUGAUUGUUGCAUUUACGUUAAAGAGCUCAUCAGAUAAAGAUUCUGCUGAGAAAAACGGUACUCCUGAAGAAACAAAAAAGGAGGCAGGAGAUGUUAACGCGGAGGAUGGUGAGAAGGAUAAUAAGGAAAAUGUUGAUGAGAAAAAUAGUUUGGAUGGUGAAGAGAAGAAAACUGAAGAUGGGGAAAAGCCUUCUGAAGGAGUAAAGGAGGGAGAGAAGGAAGAAAAACUUAAUGCUGUAGAAACUUACAAAGAUAACAUGGAUGUUGUUAUGCGUGAGGAUUUGAAGAUCCUAUUCGGAAAAUUUGGCACUGUAAAGUACAUUGACUUCAAGAUUGGAGAAGUAUCAGGAUUCGUUCGGUUUGAAGAACCCGAAGCAGCUCAUAAAGCACGUGCUGCUGCAGUGCUUACUGAGCUAGGAGGUCUUGUUGUGAAAAAUUUCAUUGCUACUUUGGAACCAGUCAGUGGUGAGGCUGAGAAGGAGUACUGGAAGAAUUUCCGCGGUAGUCAAGAGAAGUUCCGCGAAAGCAAGGGUGGCAAUCGUGGAAGGGGUGGCAAAUACCAUAGGGGUGGUCACAAACACGGCCGUUCAAGGGAUGACAACAAUGGAGGUCGCCCAAACAAACACAGGAAGUUUUGAGCUCCAUCAAUUCAAGCUGCUUCCGGGAUCAAUUUUGUGCAAUACCGGAGUGUAGGCGAAAUCAGCGUUUUGAUCUCCUAGUGUUCCUAGCUAUAAGUUCAUUUUUUUGAUAAACUGUGAACAAUAAUAUAUUCCAUUCCCUGUUAGUGUAACUUGAACAAAUAAUCUAAAUCAAGCUUUUGCCCCUUCUCCUUGA